Molecule: messenger RNA, 2811 nt
Organism: Panicum virgatum (switchgrass)
Lineage: Eukaryota; Viridiplantae; Streptophyta; Magnoliopsida; Poales; Poaceae
Exons: 3
Coding region: 1-2811 (936 amino acids)
Molecular function (GO): DNA binding; protein dimerization activity
Source: RefSeq, a predicted model, not a curated record
AUGCCAGACGUAGUGUGGGAGCAUGGCCAAAAGGUCGGGGGUGGUUUCAAAUGCAAGUAUUGCAGGGAGGAGAAGGGUGGGGGAGGAGCAACACGGUUCAAAGAGCAUUUGGCACAUAGGGGGAAAGAUGUGAAGGACUGCCCUUCGGUUCCGACCGAAGUUAAGGAAUUCUUUAGUGAGCAGUUGGACAGGAACAAGGUUAGAGCAAAAGCAAGGCCCCGAGAAAGAGUGCUGAGGGACCAAGCAGCAAGGGGGCGGCACACUGACAUAGAGAAGGAGGGUGGCCAGGGGCACGACGAGGAUACAGAGCUACAGGCUGCCUUACACCAGUCCCGCCAAGAGUAUGACUUUAUGCAGCAAGCUGGGCCACGAUACGAGAGGGGUGGCGGAUCUGGAGCUGCUUCUGGAUCUAGAAGUGGUGGACCACAGCCUUCGAUGUUCAGAAGGAGUCAGUCACAAGUCCCCGAGAGGGUUAGGGACUACCACCUAGGUUUGAGCAGUGCUCCACGGCAGCAAAGGAUUGAUACCGGCCCAUGGACUGUCAAGGGGAGGACAUCAAGAGAGCUUCUAGGGAGGACAUGGGCGAAGGCGUGCUAUGCUGUCGGUAUUCCCGGCCGGAAAGUCGAUGACCCAUACUUUAAAGCUGCGAUCGUGGAGACCCAGAAACAAGGUGUUGGAAUCAAAAUACCAUCAGGGAGGUUGAUAGAUGGAAAAUAUUUGGAUGAGAAUGUGAAGGAGAUAGAGAAAGAGAUAGAGAAGUGGAAGAACGAGUGGGAUGAAUGUAGAGUCACGAUCAUGUGUGAUUCGUGGACGGGGCCUAUGCGUAACUCGGUCAUUAAUUUCUUGGUGUAUAGCGGUGGCACCAUGUAUUUCUUGAAGUCCAUCAAUGCGUCCGACAAAAUACAGGACCAUCAAUACUUGUUGAAGGAGAUACGAGCAGUGGUCAUGAAAGUGGAGCCUCACAAUGUGGUUCAGCUUGUCACGGAUAAUGGUUCGAACUACAAAAAAGCCUGCAAAAUUCUCUGUCACGAGUUCCCUACCAUUGCAUGGCAGCCUUGCCUUGCCCAUAUCAUCAACCUUAUGCUGAAGGACAUAGGGAAGUGGCCGGAGCAUGAUGCUUGUAUUCGAAGCGCGCAACGAAUUUGCAGCUGGCUCUACAACUCCAACAGUUUACACAGCAUGAUGAGGGAAGCCAUCGGUGGAGAGUUGGUCAAGUGGAAUGUAACAAGAUUUGGGACCAACUACAUGUUCCUUAAAAGCAUGUAUAAGAAGAAGGACCAGUUCAUGACAUGGUUAGUGUCACCUGAGUUCCGACGGUCCCGCCACUUCAAAAGUGAAACUGGAAGGUACAUUUACGAAUGCAUCACAAGUCUUGAAUGGUGGGCGAAUAUGGAGUAUGUGAUCAAUGAUGUUGAGCCUCUGUACAUGUUUCUGAGAUUUGCUGACACAGACAAGACACCUAAUUUGAGUGAGGUGACAAUGGAGUAUCAAAACAUGAGGCAGACAUAUGCCAGCAAGUUCAGCAGUGACUACCCCCGGUUUGAAAAGAACAUGGCUGUGAUAGAUGCAAGGAUGACCACAGUGAUGUCAGGCACAUAUAUGGCCACUGCUUGUGCUCUUAACCCUUACGUGCAGUACAGUUUGGGCACAUCACAGACAGUCAUGGCAGUAAUGCGCAAUGGUCUGGAGAAAAUGUUGAAUGCUAGGCGAAUGGCCAUUGACAGGAAAACUUCACCAGCUGCUUGGUGGGCUACAUUUGGGGGAGAUACACCAGUGUUGCAAAGGGUCGCCCGACGCUUGUUGUCGCAGUGUGCAGCCUCUAGUGGAUGUGAAAGGAACUGGAGCACCUUUGCUUACAUCCACACCAAACUGCGCAAUAGGUUGAGCCACCAGAAAUUGGACAAAUUAGUCUUUGUGAACUACAACCUCCGCUUGCGUCUGCAACGUGCUACUAGAGGGGUCGAUCCAUAUGACUAUGAUCCAGUUAGCAGUUUCAUGGAUUUUUCUUUGUACCGGCAGUCAUCAGCAAUUCAAGAUUGGAUGAAGCAAUCAAGGUCCAAUGGAGACCCAGCAUUUGAUGAAAACUCAGACUUCACUGACACUCCAUUGCCGAGCCAGAUGUUCACUGACAUAGGCUCUUCUCAUGGUCACGAUGAAGAUGUGGAAACAUGGGCCGAAGAAACAAUUGGGGACACACAUCUGGAAAAAAGAAAGACUAAGAUUGGUCCCGAAAUGAGAAAAGGGAAGAAACCACGCACUGAGGAGGAGUUAGGUAGUGACGAUACCACACCUGAGCCUAGUGGUGGUGAGGACAUUGGUGAUGAUGAUGAUGAUGAUGAUGAUGAUGAUGAUGAUUCCAGUAGCAGUGAAGGUGAUGGCAAUGAUAGCAACGAAAGUGGUGGUUAUCGUAUAUCUCCUACUAUAAGGUUCACUGGGGAGGAGGACUUCACCCAUGCAACACAAGAUACAGAUCAUGGAGCACCUUCUUCACAACGACAAACAACAUCGACACGUCGACAUGGUCGACAGGCCCCACUUGCAUAUGAUGAAGAUAGCUCCAACUCUGCCUGCAGUGGUCAGUACUACAACCCUUACAGUACUUCUCCCCCUGCAGGGGGCUUUCUGUGGCCACCACCAGGGGUGGUGAACCCGCCACUUCCGCAGGCAGUUGCAGCAUUGCCUUAUUUGGAUUAUCACGGCUACCUACCAUAUGGAGCUCCACAGUUGCAAUAUCACCCACCUACGUAUGUGUAUUUGCCACCAUCAGACGAGCCGUAUGAGGGACCACCGGGAGAGAGAUUUGAGGACUGA